This is a messenger RNA of Procambarus clarkii (red swamp crayfish), 1001 nucleotides long. RefSeq lists its product as uncharacterized. Lineage: Eukaryota; Metazoa; Arthropoda; Malacostraca; Decapoda; Cambaridae. The record is from RefSeq and is a predicted model, not a curated record.
AGCCUCUCCACUGUCUAAACUCCUGCGUCUAGUACUGCUGGUCCUGACUGCUACCACUCCAGCGAGUCCCACUCGACAGGCAUUCACCGCCAUCAACAUAUUUCAGCUUCAACGUCAAGUUAUAUACUUCAGGAUGAAUGGCUUGCUGUCCAUGUCAGUGUUGCUGAUGGUCGUGUCGGGAGCGUUGUCUCAGGAGAACAGCACCGACCCUCUGGACUGCUCUGAAGACGAGUAUAACCAAGCCCUGAACGCCAUCAAUCCGGCCCUGCGGGAGCUCUACUUCCCUCUCCUAGAUGAGACCUCUGGCGGCAUCCGCGUCCUCGUGGCUAACGAGAAUAACGUUAAGCUGUAUAUUGAUUGUAUCAUCGAGAACAAGGCUUGCACCAAGCUGGGCAAGUCUCUCCAGCACUUUGUGACAGACGAGUCUGGGAAUGACCUAUGUUCUGGGUGUCAGCAGUGCCAGAUCCAGCGCUUCAAGUACAUCUUGAGGGAACUCCGCUGUAACUUCAACGACCAGGCCGACAGGAUCCAGACGUACGUUAUUGGCAAAAGGAACAUCGAUAUCUAUCAAUAUUUUAACCUACAGAAUAUUGUAUGUUAACUGGUUGAUGCCAUGUCUGAGUCGUACCUGGACCUGGUUACCAUCUAUCAUGCUACAAAUUUCAAGAACUUAGCAGAACUACUUCGCCCGCCAUCUGCCAGUGCCGACACUGUUUAUAGGGUACAACCCCAAUACCUUCAAGAUAAACGAGCCGGUAAAAGCAUUUUGAUCUAAGUUCCUAUUAGGUUAAGAACCAGUGGAACAUCUUAGGGCAGGAACCAGUGGAACAUCUUAGGCCAAAGAACCAAUGGAAUUACUGUUUCUUGUGUUUAUUUGAAUUAUAAAGUUAACGUAAAUCUCAAAGAUUAUAUAAACACUAGUAUAUUCUUCAGAGUAGCAGUUCAACUUGAGACAAACGUCGUCAGGUUAUACUGUAGAGAAAUAAAGCUUAAAAAAUACA